Messenger RNA from Peniophora sp. CBMAI 1063, 1230 nucleotides. The record is from the annotation of a GenBank genome assembly. NCBI's taxonomy places the organism in Eukaryota, Fungi, Basidiomycota, Agaricomycetes, Russulales, Peniophoraceae.
AUGGUUCGCAGGCUCUUCAGCCUGGAAUCCUCCGGAAUCUCGCAGUACAUCGCUCAGUUGAUCGAGGACGCCGGCAUGGUCGCCAGGCUCGCUGCCGUUUUUGCCACAGUCAGUUCUCCGACUGACGCCAUCGGGUCAAUCCGGUUUUUGCAGAUGCUUGUUUUAGCAGAUGGCGAGGAUGUGCGACCUAGAAACGCCAAAGAGGCUGCCGAGAGAGAGGACAGACGAUGGGCGCGAAUGGAGGCUUUGGUCAGCUUGUUGCCGCCGUUCUUCGAACAAUACGGAGAGUUCAGCGCAGGAGCAAUCGACCGAGGAGACGUUUCCUUGCUUGCAGCAGUCUCAAGCCUACGUUGGGCGCUCAUCAUAGCUAUGGGGCGGUUAUCGGAUCAUUCAGACAGAAACGCUGGUCGCUUCUCGCAGUCCAGACUGCAGUGGCUGUUUGCGCUGCUACAGAGCAUAGAGGCCCUUCGCAUGCCGGCCAUUUCUGUGGACGACCACGACGACAUGGAUGCCCUUUUUGCGUCCCCAAGCGACGCUCGAAUCGAACUGGCAUACCGCAACGCUUUUACUCUUUUGGAUGGUGCGAGCCGUUGUGGCUGGCGUGAUGGCUGGAAGGAUGCAGACUCGGGAUACCUCCCGAAGAAUACGCCAUCUAUGUGGGAAUGGCCACGAGCACUCCGCGCGGCCCCUCCCACUCCAAAACCCGCCGCCACUCAGCCACUGCGAGACCUAUUCAAUCAAGAACUGGUCAAAGCGUCGCUGGAGGUCGGUCCCGGAUUGGCCGUUCAUGACGGCCGGAGCUUGGAUACACUCGCAAUGAGCGCACUACACGACCUGGCGAGCUUCGCCGAUAUCCGUGCGCCGCUCCCGUCCGGGCCGCCCGUUCCGCUCUCCCCUCCUGCGUCUACAUCUCUAAUGGGCGCUCUGCUCCCGCCCGCAACUCCGUCUGCGUCAGGUUACGAACCGGCGCCAGAGCAUACAUAUGAGCUUACGCCUGCACCCGAGCUCUCCCUGACGUCCGAACCCGUUCCCGAGGCUGGAAGUGACUCAGGUUCACCCACUGGGCCGACAGAAUCCGAGGCGUAUUACCGCAAUUCACAUGAUGUCUCCUCCCAGCUCUCUCAUUCGAGUAGUGCCAAAGAUGAAUCUGGCCCGCUUCUCAAUGCGUCCCGAGAGAAGGAGUGGGAGGGUCAGGACAGAGCACAUAUGAGAGCGCACGCCUCGGGUUAA